AUGUCGCAAACCUCUUCCCGCGACGGCGACCAUCGUCCAGAGGACCAUGCGCAGCAAAAGAGUGCUGGAACAGCCGAUGGGUAUCCUAGCAUGCACAAGCGCAUUGUGAUCAUGGUCGCUGUCUACCUGUCAAUAUUCCUGGUCACGUUGGACCAAAACAUUAUAUCCACCGCCAUUCCGCGAAUUACCGACGAGUUCCAUUCUAUCGAUGACAUUGGCUGGUAUGGCAGUGCCUACCUGCUCACCAUGUGUAGCUUCCAGCUUCUCAUGGGCAAGGUUUACAAGUUCUACCCGGUCAAGCCCAUCUUCCUUGCUGGCAUUGUGCUCUUUGAAGUCGGCUCUGCUGUGUGUGGGUCGGCUCCGAGCUCUGCAGCCUUCAUCGUUGGUCGCGCCAUUGCAGGCCUUGGAGCGUCGGGCAUGUUCUCGGGCGUCAUGGUCAUCAUGUUCCACACCGUUCCACUGCAGCAACGACCGAUUUGGCAGGGUGCCUUUGGGGCCGUCUUUGCGGUUGCGUCUGUCAUCGGCCCUCUGGUCGGAGGUGCGUUCACCGAUAACGUCACCUGGAGAUGGUGCUUCUAUAUCAAUCUCCCCAUCGGGGCGGUGGUCGUUGUCGUCACCAUGUUCGUUCUGCGGCUUUCCAGCCAGAAGCUGGAUGCACGAGCUCCUGGGCUCUGGGGGAAGUUGAAGCAGCUCGAUCCAGUGGGCAACCUGGUCUUCUUCCCCGGCAUCGUCUGUCUGAUUUUGGCUCUCCAAUGGGGAGGAACCAAAUACCCGUGGGAUGACGCUCGGAUCAUCGUUCUCCUUGUGCUCUGUGCCGUCCUCUGCCUUGCCUUUGCUAGGAUCCAACUCUGGAAGCAGGAGGACGGCACCGUGCCUCCUCGGAUCGUCAAGCAGCGCAGCGUGGCGGCCGCCAUAUGGUUCUCCUUUUUCAACGGUGCCGCAAUGAUGGCCACGGUGUACUACCUCCCCAUCUGGUUCCAGGCGAUCAAGGGUGUCGACGCCGUCAAAUCGGGGAUCAUGCUGCUCCCUUUGGUGCUGUCCUCGGUCGUUGCCUCCAUCUCCUCGGGCAUCAUCAUCAGCCGGGUGGGCUACUACACGCCGUUCUUCAUCCUCAGCUCCGUCGUCACGUCCGUCGGCGCGGGCCUGCUGUCCACCUUUACCGCAACCACCGAACACCCGAAGUGGAUCGGCUACCAGGUGCUGCUGGGCCUGGGGCUGGGCUUCGGCGCCCAGCAAGGGCUGAACGUCGUGCAGACCAUCCUUGACCGCCCCGACAUCGCCACCGGCUCCGCCGUCAUCAUGUUCGUCCGCUUCCUGGGCUCCGCCAUCUUCCUGCCGGUGGCCGAGAACCUCUUCCUCAACGGCCUCGUCUCCAAGCUGACGAACCUCCCCGGCAUCGACCCCGGCGCCGUAACCCAGGCGGGCGCCACCGACCUGCGCAAUCUGGCCUCUGGCGGCGACCUGCGGACGCUGCUGGCCGACUACAACGACGCCCUGGUCGACGUCUUCUACCUGAUCGCGGCGACCUGCGCGGCGACCAUCUUCGGCAGCGUCUUCGUCGAGUGGCGAAGCCUGAAGACCCGCGCGGGCGAGCAGGCCAGGAACGCCGAAGAGUCCACGGACGUGGCAGAGCAGAAGAGCGCGACGGAUGUGUGA
Cladophialophora immunda is the source of this 1656-nucleotide messenger RNA. RefSeq lists its product as uncharacterized. Gene Ontology annotation, biological process: transmembrane transport. The record is from RefSeq and is a predicted model, not a curated record. Gene Ontology annotation, molecular function: transmembrane transporter activity. The transcript is spliced from 2 exons. Lineage: Eukaryota; Fungi; Ascomycota; Eurotiomycetes; Chaetothyriales; Herpotrichiellaceae. Bases 1 to 1656 code for a protein of 551 amino acids.